AUGGACAUGCUGAAGGAGCAUGGUCUCGAAAUGGGACAUAGCGUGCGUGUUCCAAUUACUCAAGACUGGAACGAUAAUGAAGAAUCGGUAGCUGUGCCGUUACCGGUAUUUGGAGGAGAUGGUGAGGUUACGGUGAAAGUUUUCCAGUCACUUGUGGGAAGUUUACUAUGGAUUUCGCGUUGCACCAGACCAGAUAUCGCUUUCGCGGUGCAUAAAGCGUCAAGAAGGACUCAUAAGCCCACGAUGGGAGAUUAUAAGUUGGCCAAGAAAAUUGCAAGGUACCUAUCUGGCACGAAGACAUUGCGACUUUCUAUGAUUGGAAGAGAAGAUGAACCAAAGCUGUUACAAGUGGUUGGGUACAGUGAUGCGGAUUUCGCUGCCGACAAAGGUGACAGAAAAUCUGUCACGGGUGGUUUAAUUACGAUUGAUGGCAUGCCAGUGAGCUGGAUGUGCAAGAAGCAAGGCGGUGUAUCACUUUCGACCAUGGAGGCUGAGUUUACAGCUGCAUCCAUUAUGGCUCGAGAACUUUUGGGCAUUCGCGAACUGUUGCAAGAGUUAGAUUUGAGAUUUGAAGAGCCUAUACCACUGCGAGUGGAUAACCAAGCGGCUUUGAAACAACUUGACGGUGAGAGAGCUUCGGCUAAGGCCAAACACAUUGAUGUGCACAUCAAGAAUGUCGGUGAUUUUACGAUGCGUGGAAUUAUAAAGCCCGAAUAUUGA
This is a messenger RNA of Peronospora matthiolae, 720 nucleotides long. Lineage: Eukaryota; Oomycota; Peronosporomycetes; Peronosporales; Peronosporaceae. The record is from the annotation of a GenBank genome assembly.